Messenger RNA from Paraphaeosphaeria sporulosa, 2835 nucleotides. RefSeq lists its product as uncharacterized. The record is from RefSeq and is a predicted model, not a curated record. Gene Ontology annotation, molecular function: clathrin binding. NCBI's taxonomy places the organism in Eukaryota, Fungi, Ascomycota, Dothideomycetes, Pleosporales, Didymosphaeriaceae. The transcript has 2 exons. The coding region runs from base 1 to 2835 and encodes 944 amino acids. Gene Ontology annotation, cellular component: vesicle; cytoplasm; intracellular membrane-bounded organelle. Gene Ontology annotation, biological process: clathrin coat disassembly; clathrin-dependent endocytosis.
AUGGACGAUCUUGCCGGCCUUGACUGGUCAGCCCCUCCCAAAAAACAGUCGAGCGCGCCGACCGCCUUUCCCCCGUUCCGCCAGAGCCCCGCGCCCCAGCUCUCAGGCCGCUCCACGCCUCUCGCUCUUUCUGCACAGCAAUCGGGCGCCGGUGCAGCUGGUGGAGGCAGUCGACCGUUCAAGGCGCCCUCCAAGCCCGCAACGCCCGCGAACGACAGCUUCGCCAACCUCAUCGCGGGCAACAGCUCCAAGUCUGCUACGAGCACCCUGUCCCUUGCCGAACGGCAGCGCCAGUUGCAAGAAGAGAAGCAGCGUCAGGAGACGGAGCGGCAAAGGCAGUAUGAUGCGCAUUUUGGCGCGUCAGGCUCGGCCUUCUUGGACAAUCUAGGCAGUGGGAAGAGCACGCCUGAGCCCGCAGCUGCUGGCUUUCGGCACCCUACACCGAACGCUUCGGCCAGGCAGAACCUUUCCAGCACCAUCAACAAGCCAUUCGCUGGCCUCGAUACUUCUAUCAAACGACCCGUACAAUCUCCCCCAGCCGACGAUGAUCUUCUCUCCGCGUUCAACUCCAACGCUCCCGUCGAUGCGUCCAGCCACUUCCCGCCCCCAACUUUCGGCAGCGGUCGAAGCACACCAGCAAUUGGCACGUAUAGCUCACGAGGAGACACGCCAGCGCCACAGACUUUGAAGAAUAGCUUUGGAGACGAGGACGACGACGAUGACAUGUUCGGCCUAAAUCAGUUGGCCCAGAAGGCAACAAUCCAACCUCCACCGCCGUCCGCGCCUACGGGAGAUGAUGAUAUUCUAGGCCUCCUCAGCAAACCGGUCUCCGAAUUCCAGAGGAAAUCUGCACCGGAACCGGAGGCUGAACCCUCGAUUUCACGUCAAUCAACACCAGCUGCUGCUAGUCCACACGACAAAGCUGUUGCCGAACUUGUUGAUAUGGGGUUUCCUGCUGAGAAAUCUGCUAUCGCUCUGGCAACGACCGAGUCUGGCUUGGAUGUUCAAGCGGCUGUUGGCUGGCUUCUAAAUCAGGCGCAUGCGGAGGCUAAGCAGAAGACCCAAGAUCGCAGUCAAGAAAGGCCGCGGCGUAGCCCGGAUGAAAUGGACGAGCGGCCGAGACGUAGUGAAUCCAGGCAAAAGCCUCGUGAUUCGAGUGCUGGUGGUGCCACUCCCGCUUGGAUGCGAGGCGAAGAAAGCAGAAGCCGGUCUGGCCAACGCAGAAAGGAAGGGCAAGGACUUGAGAAGGAUGUUUCGCUUGCAUCCGAUAUAGGAAGCACGCUCUUCAAGUCGGCAAAUUCGCUGUGGAAGACAACCCAAAAGAAAGCGCAAAGGGCAGUUGCAGACUUUCAACAAGACGGCGACCCUAACAUGCCUAAAUGGAUGAGAGACGCCCAGGCUGCAGCUGCGAAUCCAUCGCGGGGUAAGGCACCUGCUGCUGAUGUCACGGAUGAAGCUAUGAUGUUGGAAGCUGGCGGGCGGCCGACCAAGCCGUCACGACCAUCUGCUGCACGUCAAGCUCCAGAGCAGCUUCCUGUGCGACCGAGACGAGAGCAGCACGACUUGCGACAAGACUCUCGCAACGGAGGCCCAGACCGCAUGGCUUCCCAGUCUCCAGCAAUGCGUCAACAGGUUGUAGACAAACGGCCUGCUCACAAACUAACUCGCCAGGACGUUGAGGAGCAGAGCCCGCAGGCGUACGUGAGUCCGUCGCGACGAAAGAAAACCACUCCCCAGCCCGAUCUUUUCUCUUCUGAAGAACCAGCUCCCUCGCCGCCCACUUCAACAUUCCGACAAUCUGCACCCGCACAGUCGAAUAACCCUUUCCUGAAAGCAACGUCGUCUGCACCAAAUCCUAGAAGCCCUGCGGUCACCCCUCCGCCCCCGAAACCGCACGCACCACCUCGUCGGAUUCCGCCUGCCUCCUCUUCAGCGCUCACUCAAUCAGCAUCUUAUCGACAGAAAGGUUCCGAAGCUUUCAAGCGGGGUGAUUACGCGGCUGCACACGCUGCAUACUCUUCCGCCAUUGGUCCUCUUCCUGCAACUCAUCCGGUAAUGAUCAUUGUACUGUGUAACCGUGCCGUUACCAAUAUCAAAGUGGGCGAUCCCAAAGCCGCAAUCUCUGAUGCAGACUCUGCGCUCGAAAUUAUCGGGGUCUCGAGGGGUGAGGGUGAGAAAAUCAUUGUGGGUGGGACCGAACUUGACAAAGAUAUGAAAGAGUUUUAUGGAAAGGCUCUUAUGCGAAAAGCCGAAGCGCUCGAGCACAUGGAGAAGUGGGCUGACGCUGGCAAAGUCUGGAAAGAAGCAGUUGAGGCAGGCGUCGGGGGGGCCAUAAGCAUCCAGGGGCGCAAUCGCUGCGAGAAGGCUGCAGGCGGUGGGAACCAAUCUACGCUGCCCAAACGAGCGCCUGUCCGGAGGCCGCCACCCAAACCUUCAGCAAUGUCAGACCUUGGCCCAGCCCAGGAGUCUGAAGCUGUCAAGAAGCUGAAGGCUGCAAAUGCUGCGGCCGAGAAAGCGGAUGACGAGAAGUUUGCGCUCGCGGAUUCAGUUGAUGCCAAGCUCGUCGCCUGGAAGGGCACCAAAGCAGACAAUUUGCGUGCGCUGCUGGGAUCGCUCGACAAAGUGCUAUGGCCGGAAGCAGGGUGGAAAAAGGUCAAUAUGGGCGACCUCGUAAUGCCGAACAAGGUCAAGAUUAUCUAUAUGAAGGCCAUAGCAAAAGUCCACCCUGACAAGAUAUCUCAGUCCGCUACUACAGAGCAGAGGAUGAUCAGUGCUGCUGUGUUCGCAACGCUGAACGAAGCCUGGGACAAGUUCAAGGCGGAAAACGGGCUGUAG